AUGUAUAUGAAUUCCCAUGUAUUAAUAUUAAAAUUGUGGCUUUAAUGAUUUUAAUCUGUUGUAUUUAAUUGUCAUAUCAAUACAUGUUUUUAUUAAAUUUAUUGAAAGCAGUUUACUCGUCUAUUUAAUAGGAAAUAACAUUUCUGUGCAUGCUGCAAACCAUAGAUACACACAAAAGCACAGCAUACAAUUACAAAUCACAUCCAUUUUAUUUGUUUGCUGUACUGCAUAUCUUUAGAAUCCAGAUGUUUGCAAGGAACAUAUCCAAAUUCAGCCCUUUAUCAAUGGAUCUUCAUAUUCAUUCUCAGCUACAGCGUCCGUCACACUCAAAGCUCGCGCUUGUUAUGAUUCGAAUUUGAAAAUAGCGCCAGUGUGCCACGUUACGACAUGGUUUACGGCACUGAUAUCGAACGCUCAUUGGUCCUCAUCCAAUUCGUCACAGAUUGCGACAUGUCGUGUUUCAGUUUAUGACAUUUGAGUACUGCGCCAGUGCGCCUUCACGGAGAGAAGACAGAUACAUAAUUUCAUGGAUUAAUAAAUUAAAUUCUGCUUUGUACCCUAUAAAAACUAUUACCUCCAUAUAGAGGACUGCGACUGGAACUCAUUAUCAUUUGAACUACUUUUGGUACCACUUUUGAUAUUUUCGCAAAAAAUAAAUGAUUAACGUUACGUUUGUUUGUUAUUUGUUUAUUUAUAACAGUAACGUUAUGUAGUUUUAAGAAAUGUUGUCUUUAAAAUAAAAAAUCUUUCACUUUAAAGUGAAAUCUUUCAUUUUAAAAUAAUGGUCCAGAUCACUAGUAGUUCAUGCGGACUGACAAGGUAACACUUGAGUAAUUAGUCAGGAGUUAACAUGUUUUUCACUUUAAAAUAAUGGUCCAGAUCACUAGUAGUUCCUGCGGACUGACAAGGUAACACUUGAGUAAUUAGUCAGGAGUUAACAUGUUUUUCACUUUAAAAUAAUGGGCCAGAUCACUAGUAGUUCCUGCGGACUGACAAGGUAACGCUUGAGUAAUGGGCUCGUUGCACAAGAUGGCGCCCUUUAACUUCCGGGGCGCAAGUGUGUGCAUACUUAUUUCCGGUCAUAUAGAACUGUGAGGGAAGAAGUGAAGAUCUGUGUCUUCGUUAGCAAAAAUAAGCAUGUUUAAAAUGAAAAAGAAUAAAGUCGUUUAUCAGCGACAGGAGAGAACAUCUUCCCUACAUUGCUGUGUACCUCAGUGCACUAAUUCGUCUCGGUACAACAGCGCAAUAAGCUUUCAUUCUUUCCCUGUUGACGCUGAAGUUCGUGCUCAGUGGUUAACGAAAAUCCGUAGGGAUCACUUCAGUCCUACAAAAAAUACUAGAGUGUGUAGUGUUCAUUUCUGUGGAGCUAAUUUUGUUUUGACGCCUGGGGGACUGAGAAAACUUAAAAGGGGAGUUAUUCCCUCUCUUUUUGCAUGGAACAACUAUACUCUUCCCACACCGAGAGAGAAUGUUUGGGAUCGUCGACCAAGAUGCUCCGUCCCAGAAGAGACGUCUCCGCCUGAAUCUGAGAUGAGUGAACCACAAACGGCACCUGAUCAUGACUACCCUGUCACUCCAGCAACAUCAGUAAUGGCAGGUGAAAUGGCAAUGAGUUAUGACGAACUGAAGAGGAAAUUGGAAGAUCUACAAUAUCAGUUGGAAACUGUACAGUUACAGUCCCGUUUUGGUUUACACCGCAUCGCUGGAUCAGACGACAAUAUUCGUUUUUACACGAGGUUUGCUUCUUACAAGCAUUUCUUGGCCUUUUGGAAAUUGGUGGAGCCUGCUGCAAAAAGUAGGAUGGUGCGAAUUACCAGGGCAAGGGCUGCCUCUGACAGCUUUGAUGAGCUGACCCAAACAAAAACAACGAAACUUGCACCAAUAGAUGAGCUGCUGCUUUUUCUGAUGCACUUGUCUGUGGGUCUGCCUCUCAGGGAUCUAGCAGAGCGCUUUGGUGUUCAUCGGACCACAGCUAGCCGAAUCAUUGUGACUUGGACACACUUUCUGUACAAUCUACUUGGUUCAAUUCGCCUGUGGAUACCAAAAGAAGUCGUCAGAGCUCUCUUACCACCAGAGUUUGCAGACUUCCCCGACACUCAAGUGGUGCUGGACUGCACUGAAUUGUACUGCCAAACACCCUCCUUUCUACUACUUCAGAGUGAGGUGUUUUCGAAUUACAAAUCACACAGUACAUUGAAGGCGAUGAUUGGCAUUGCACCACAUGGUGCCAUUACCUUUGUUUCAGUGCUGUAUGCAGGCUCUAUGAGUGACCGGGAGAUUUUCAAACUUUCAGGAAUUAUUAAAUGCCUCACACCAGACAUGGCCAUUAUGGUUGACAAGGGCUUUUUGGUAGAUGAUCUCGUUCCUUGCAAGGUUUACCGACCUGCUUAUCGGUCAAAGAAUUCCCAGAUGUCCAGGCAGGAUGUACAACAGACCCAAUCCAUUGCCCGGCUGCGAGUACAUGUUGAGAGAUGCAUCUGGAGGGUGAAGGAGAACAAACUGUUUGACAAACCCAUACCAUUGUCAAUAUGUGGCAGCAUUGACCAGCUGUUUAGUGUAGCUUGCUUUCUGGUCAACUACCAGAAUGGACCACUGGUGAAGUCAUGGUCAGUUAAAUGCUGAAUGUCAGAAGAAAAGGUAAUGCUAGUGUUGAAAAGAUAUCAUUUUAAAUCAGCUUUGUAUUGCUAGAAUGUUCACUGAAUUGCAAUUAUAAAUAAAUGUGGUGUCUUCUGCAGCUAACUAGAAGAGAGAUUUAACAGUAUGUAAAUGAACAUUCUAACAAAAUAGAGCUGUUUGAAAAUUGCCAACUUGUAAAUUAAACCCUCAUAUUACCUUUUAUUUUACAUUCAGCUUCCUUAAACUGCCCUGCUCCUGGAGAGGUACCUUCCUGCAGACUUUAGCUCCAACCCAAAUCAAACACUUCUGCCUUUAAAUUUCAAGUAACUGUGAACGCCUUAAUUAGCUGCUUCAGGUGUUUGAUUGGGGUUGGAGCU
This is a messenger RNA of Carassius gibelio (silver crucian carp), 2993 nucleotides long. RefSeq lists its product as uncharacterized. The record is from RefSeq and is a predicted model, not a curated record. Bases 1138 to 2622 code for a protein of 494 amino acids. Lineage: Eukaryota; Metazoa; Chordata; Actinopteri; Cypriniformes; Cyprinidae. The transcript has 3 exons.